Molecule: messenger RNA, 1518 nt
Organism: Thunnus maccoyii (southern bluefin tuna)
Lineage: Eukaryota; Metazoa; Chordata; Actinopteri; Scombriformes; Scombridae
Exons: 4
Coding region: 118-1095 (325 amino acids)
Source: RefSeq, a predicted model, not a curated record
UCUAAUAAAAACCACCGAAGAAGAAGUUAGGGUCCCUCUGAAGGAGGACGCAGUAUUCUUCUCCUACGAAGUGCACUUCAUAGACAGAGUGAAACGAAGAACGGACAGUUGAAAAAUAUGGAGUAUGAGGAUCACGCGUACACGAGCACCACUUAUGACAAAGUCAACCCCGUGGAGUUCACUUAUAAAAUGAGUUCUAAGGAAACUGAAGACUUUGUAAAGCUGAGGAUUUCAAAUAUUUUCCUUUUCUCUGGAAGAAGAAAUACUUCCAUGUGGGCAUGGAGGGCCAUCCUAAAACAUAUGGGUUUGCAACACAAGAUGACCCAUAGUCAAGCAUCCAAAAAAUGGGAAAACAUGAAGAAGAGAUACAAGGAGCUAAAGAGCCCUCCAGAAGGGGUAAAAGUCUUCCCUGAAACGUGGCCUCAUUUCACUCUGAUGGAUGACGCCAUGGAAGGUCGGUUGGAAGGCAGCGCCCCCAUCCUCAAAGUCUUCCCCAGCGACAAAGACAACAGCGAUUUCUUACCCAUCUCCAAACCCAAGAAGAGGAGGGUAUCCAUGGCAAUAUCCUCUCCCACAGCUUUGGUAGCAGGUGGGCCGGAGAUCGAGGUUUCACUGAAUGGAGAUGGGGAAGUGGGGGAAGAGACAGUGCAGGAGGGAAGCCUAGAGAUAGAUCGCAUCAUGCAAGAGGUGGAGGACGAGAAGAGCACGAUGGACAGUGAAAGACAGGCAAUGGAAAGGGAGAAACGGGUGAUGGACAGGGAGCGGCUGGUUCUGCAAAGGGAGAGAGCAGUGCUGGAUAGGGAGAUCGCCGCUUUGGACCGAGACCGAGCCUCGCUGGAGAGAGAGAGGGCGAUGAUAGAGAGAGAAAAGUCAGUGAUGGAGAGGGAGAGGGCAAUGGUGGAAAAGGACAGAGACGCUGUGAGCAGGGAACGGCUGGCUUUGGAGCGAGAGAAAGCCAGGCUGGGGAGACUUUCUGCAUCCAAAGAAAGGUUGGAGGAGGUUACAGAAGACAGCAGCAAGGUGAAAGACUCAGAUAUUGUGGAGAGGAAAGAGCGGUUCCUCAACUUGUUUGAAAAACUUAUUGAAAAUUUUUGAGAGAAUCCUUCCAGUUGCCUCUUGUGAAUACUUAAUUUGAAAUUAAUUUUUAUUUUUUUCAAGAAAAAUCCUUGCUUAUGUGCAGUUUUUCUGCACAAAACCUCCCUUGAAGAUUUUUGAAGAUAUUUCUGAUCAGUUUCCACCUUGGCUGCUAUUCACAAUACAGUACUUCACCUACAGGUUGUCAAUAAAAACGUUGAGCCACUCCUUGUUCGGAGAGGUCUUCAAAACAACUUUAUUCACUUGUGGUUAUUCCAUACAGAGCACACAAUAGCAAGCUAUUAGCAUUAUUCUUAACCCCAUCCACAAUCACCAAACCCCCCCUCCCAAAUCAAACAAUCGUCUUUAAUUGAUCGACUCUAGACAUUAGUCUUUGGUAUAAGCUAUUGUGCAUGGUUAACACAUCACUUUUUGAAAUGUAAU